AUGGACAGCAGACGGCAGCGUUCCCACUGGGCCUGGUCUCUCCUGGCUCUGGCGGCUGUGGUGGGGACCGUGGCAUCGACCGGAGCCACGGAAAACAGCCCGACGUCCAACAGCCUGGAGGGGGGCGCCGACGCCACGGCCUACUGGUGGGGGGAGUGGACGAAGUGGACGGCGUGCUCGCGCAGCUGUGGGGGCGGGGUGACAUCCCAGGAGCGGCACUGUCUGCAGCAGAGGAGGAAGUCUGUCUCGGGGUCUGGGAACAGGACCUGCAUGGGCACAUCCAAGCGGUACCAGCUCUGCAGAGUGCAGGAGUGUCCCGCAGACGGGAGGAGCUUCCGUGAGGAGCAGUGCAUCUCAUUCAACUCCCACGUGUACAACGGGCGGACCUACCACUGGAAGCCCCUGUACCCAGAUGACUAUGUCCACAUCUCCAGCAAGCCCUGCGACCUGCACUGCACCACCGUGGAUGGCCAGCGGCAGCUCAUGGUCCCCGCCCGCGACGGCACGUCCUGCAAGCUCACCGACCUGCGAGGGGUUUGCGUGUCUGGAAAAUGUGAGCCCAUCGGCUGUGACGGGGUCCUGUUCUCUACCCACACGCUGGACAAGUGCGGUGUCUGCCAGGGGGAUGGGAGCAGCUGCACCCACGUGACGGGCAACUAUCGCAAGGGGAACCCCCACCUCGGUUACUCUCUGGUGACCCAUAUCCCAGCCGGCGCCAGAGACAUUCAGAUCGUGGAGAGGAAGAAGUCUGCCGAUGUCCUGGCUCUUGCUGACGAAGCUGGCUUCUACUUCUUCAACGGCAACUACAAGGUUGACAGCCCCAAGAACUUCAACAUCGCCGGCACCGUGGUCAAGUACCGGCGGCCCAUGGACGUCUACGAGACCGGCAUCGAGUACAUCGUGGCGCAGGGGCCCACCAACCAGGGCCUGAACGUCAUGGUGUGGAACCAGAAUGGCAAGAACCCCUCCAUCACCUUCGAGUACACGCUGCUGCAGCCACCACACACGCACCACGUCCGACCCAUUUACUACAGCUUCUCUGAGCCUGCCUCCGAGAGCGCCGAGAGCCAGGAGCUGGACGCGGCCGGGCUGGUGGGCUUCGUUCAGCACAACGGCUCCCUCUACGGCCAGGCCUCCUCUGAGCGGUUGGGCCUGGACAACCGGUUGUUUGGCCACCCGGGCCUCGAACUGGAGCUGGGCCUGAGCAGAGGCCGGGAGACCAACGAGGUGUGCGAGCCGGCCAGUGGCGGGGCCUGCGGGGGAAAGGGCUUCCGAGACCGCAACACCACGGUGGCCAGUCUCUCGGGGGACAAGGAUGACCAGGAGAUGGACGCCCGCUUCUCCUCCCAGGAGUUCCUCUCGGCCAACGCCAUCUCUGACCAGCUCCUGGAUGUGGGCUCUGACUCCAAGGAGCUCACCCUCAAUGAGACUGUGAACAGCAUCUUUGCCCAGGGUGCCCCGAGGGGGUCCCUGGCUGAAAGCCUCUAUGCGGAUUACGAGGACAGCGAGGGGGUCGGUGUAGACCUGCUCAACGGGUCCUACCUGGAGCUGAGCAGUGACAGGGUCACCAACGCCUCCUCCGAGGCCCCUUUCCCCAACAUCAGCGUCAGCCUUCCCACCUCGGCCGGGAACAGGACUCACAAGCCCAGGACCAGGCCCAAGGCACGCAAGCAAGGUGUGAGUCCAGCAGACAUGUACCGGUGGAAGCUGUCGUCCCACGAGCCCUGCAGUGCCACCUGCACCACAGGGGUCAUGUCGACAUACGCCAUGUGCGUCCGUUACGAUGGUGUGGAGGUGGAUGACAGCUACUGUGAUGCCCUGACCCGCCCCGAGCCUGUGCACGAAUUUUGUGCUGGGAGGGAGUGCCAACCCAGGUGGGAGACCAGCAGCUGGAGCGAGUGCUCACGCACCUGCGGCGAGGGCUACCAGUUCCGUAUCGUGCGCUGCUGGAAGAUGCUGUCGCCCGGCUUUGACAGCUCGGUGUACAGCGACCUGUGUGAGGCGGCCGAGGCCGUGAGGCCCGAGGAGCGCAAGACCUGCCGGAACCCGGCCUGCGGGCCCCAGUGGGAGAUGUCCGAGUGGUCGGAGUGCACGGCCAAGUGUGGGGAGCGCAGUGUGGUGACCAGGGACAUUCGCUGCUCGGAGGAUGAGAAGCUGUGUGACCCCAACACCCGUCCUGUGGGCAAGAAGAACUGCACGGGCCCCCCCUGCGACCGGCAGUGGACCGUCUCCGACUGGGGACCGUGCAGCGGCAGCUGUGGGCAGGGCCGCACCAUCAGGCAUGUGUACUGCAAGACCAGCGACGGACGUGUGGUGCCUGAGUCCCAGUGCCAGAUGGAGACCAAGCCCCUGGCCAUCCACCCCUGCGGGGACAAGAACUGUCCCGCCCACUGGCUGGCCCAGGACUGGGAGCGGUGCAACACCACGUGCGGACGCGGCGUGAAGAAGCGGCUGGUGCUCUGUAUGGAACUUGCCAACGGAAAGCCACAGACGCGUGGUGGCCCUGAGUGUGGGCUGGCCAAGAAGCCCCCCGAAGAGAGCACAUGCUUCGAGCGGCCCUGCUUCAAGUGGUAUACCAGCCCGUGGUCGGAGUGCACCAAGACCUGCGGGGUGGGCAUGAGGAUGCGGGACGUCAAGUGCUACCAGGGAACGGACAUUGUCCGCGGCUGCGACCCUCUGGUGAAGCCUGUUGGCAGACAGGCCUGUGACCUGCAGCCCUGCCCCACGGAGCCCCCAGACGACAGCUGCCAGGACCAGCCAGGCACCAACUGCGCCCUGGCCAUCAAGGUGAACCUCUGCGGUCACUGGUACUACAGCAAGGCGUGCUGCCGCUCCUGCAGGCCCCCUCACUCCUAGGCCUGGCAGCCGAACCCCCUCGAGACUGAGACCGAGCGCCCCGCCCGGGGCCACUGCAGCAUCCGGGGCCCUCCUCAGACACCGUCCUGCAGGGCGCCCUGAGAUGACACUGAGCCUCGGCCAUCGAGAAGGGACUUCUGCAGCCCCGGGGCCUUUGCGCUCCCUGGGGCAGAGCCCCAGGCUGAGAACUUGUGUCUUCCUGUGGGAACCCUGGGUCUGGGGAUCCCACCGCCCAAAGCCGGGGUGGAGGUGCCGGUCCGCGGCCGCCCACAGUCCACGGCCCCUGGGGAUGGCGCGGCCUUCUCAAGGAGACUUGCAGCUGAGUCCGACGGGGGCAGGCCUCCCUGUCUCGGGGGUUCUGGGGUUGAAGAGGGGCUAGGCGGAGCCCUUGCGGAGGAGUUGAAUCCCACGACGCAGCGCUGCCCUGCCUCCGCCAUCCGGGCACGGAGGGACUGCUGCACUUUAUGCCUGGCGAGAGGCAGUCUUCCUCACCAGGCAUUUGGGUAUGGGCAGUGGGCUUCGUCCCUGUAGUCAUCGUCAGUACUCAUCCGUGUAUGUUAAUAAAGUGGUCGUAUUUAUGA
This is a messenger RNA of Carlito syrichta (Philippine tarsier), 3437 nucleotides long. RefSeq names its product ADAMTS like 2 (gene ADAMTSL2). NCBI's taxonomy places the organism in Eukaryota, Metazoa, Chordata, Mammalia, Primates, Tarsiidae. Gene Ontology annotation, biological process: extracellular matrix organization. Gene Ontology annotation, cellular component: extracellular matrix. The transcript has 18 exons. Bases 1 to 2856 code for a protein of 951 amino acids. The record is from RefSeq and is a predicted model, not a curated record.